AUGGCUUCGAAACAAGGCAUUAGUAACGGGGUUGUGUUCGAGGAUUUCUUACCAUCGAUGGUGGAGAACCUCGGCGAGGAAGGGUUCAUGGAGGAGCUAUGCAACGGGUUUCGACUACUAAUGGAUGAGCAAAAGGGGGUGAUAACGUUUGAGAGUUUAAAGAGAAAUUUGUCGGUUUUAGGGUUGAAGGGAAUGAGUGAUGAAGAAGUAAGGGAAAUGAUGAGGGAAGGAGAUGUUGAUAAAGAUGGAUGUUUGAAUCAAAUGGAGUUUUGUGUUUUAAUGUUUAGGUUGAGUCCUGGUUUGAUGGAUGGUUCAAUGAGGUGGCUUCAACAAGCUCUUGGACAAAAAUCAUCAUGCUUUUAA
Molecule: messenger RNA, 363 nt
Organism: Chenopodium quinoa (quinoa)
Lineage: Eukaryota; Viridiplantae; Streptophyta; Magnoliopsida; Caryophyllales; Amaranthaceae
Product: calcium-binding protein PBP1-like
Exons: 1
Coding region: 1-363 (120 amino acids)
Molecular function (GO): calcium ion binding
Source: RefSeq, a predicted model, not a curated record